AUGCUCUAUCUGCCGCCAUUCUUUUUAUCUUUGUGUACCUUGACCCUUGCACGGUUUUCUCCCAAUGCCACUCAGAGAGUGUGCAGGCUAAGUGCGUCUGGUGGUGAUGACUCUCUGGCAAUUCUGGAGGUAUUCAGUCGAUGUUCCUACGACAGUACUAUAAUAUUCGAGAGUGGCACAUACCACAUUGAAAGAGUAAUGGACACGACUGGCUUGAAGAACGUAAGGAUUGAUAUGCAGGGAUAUCUUUUAUGGGGAACAGAUCUUGAUUAUUGGCGCAACAACGGAAUUCCGCUUGGGUACUUAAAUGUGACCACGGCGCGGAGGUUCGGAGGGUCAGAUAUACUAUGGGAAGGACAAGAUGUCGGCACAUUUGACGGGAAUGGACAGCUUUGGUAUGACCUUGCUAAGGGAGUUUCGAAUUUACCGGGACGGCCCAUUAGUCUCAUGAUCACAAAUACUUCGGAUUCUGUUUUCGAUAGCAUGCGAUUCGUCCAAUCACAGUUCUGGACCAUGGCUAUCACACAUUCAAAGGACCUCCUUCUCCAGAAUAUUUAUAUUACUGCUGCUUGCAUAAUUCCUUAG
Molecule: messenger RNA, 585 nt
Organism: Fomitiporia mediterranea MF3/22
Lineage: Eukaryota; Fungi; Basidiomycota; Agaricomycetes; Hymenochaetales; Hymenochaetaceae
Exons: 3
Coding region: 1-585 (194 amino acids)
Biological process (GO): carbohydrate metabolic process
Molecular function (GO): polygalacturonase activity
Source: RefSeq, a predicted model, not a curated record